This is a messenger RNA of Ceratosolen solmsi marchali, 1827 nucleotides long. RefSeq names its product palmitoyltransferase Patsas (gene Patsas). NCBI's taxonomy places the organism in Eukaryota, Metazoa, Arthropoda, Insecta, Hymenoptera, Agaonidae. The annotation marks the transcript as partial. The transcript has 9 exons. Gene Ontology annotation, biological process: protein palmitoylation. Gene Ontology annotation, cellular component: Golgi membrane. The record is from RefSeq and is a predicted model, not a curated record. Gene Ontology annotation, molecular function: protein binding; palmitoyltransferase activity.
UCGAGUCUAGUUGCUUAUCUUUCACAAGAGAACAAAAAUCGACCAAUCACGGAGCCUCCAACAUUUUGUAAAGUGUAUCCUGUAAGUCCUGUAACAGGACCAGGAUCUGCUAAAUCGGUAUGGGAACUAAGUCCAGAUCCAGACAUAGGGGAUUUGUUGCCAAAUAUUCCUCUUUCUGUAACAACUCAGCCAAAUCAGAAUACACCUAGGAGGUCACGAAAUAAAAAAAGAGAUGGUCCAGAUGACAAUGUUUAUGCAGAUCAUGCAGCACAGGGUCAAAGACCAUCUAAUGAGACAAAACAAAUUUUUGAACUUCUUCGAUUUGGAAAUAUCGAAGCAAUUACUAACUUGGUGGAUAAAAAUGGUUCUAAAAUAUUGAGUGUUCGAGAUGAAUGGGGGUACACACCAGCUCACUGGGCUGCUCUUGAUGGAAACAUUGAAGUGAUGAGGUACUUAAUUGAGAGCAAUGGACCGGUUGAUCUUUCUUGUCUUGGAACACAAGGACCUCGGCCAAUUCAUUGGGCAUGUCGAAAAGGGCAUAGUGCAAUUACUCAGUUACUUCUGAAGUCUGGAGUAGUGGCGAAUGCUGUAGAUUUUAAGGGCUUGACUCCACUUAUGACUGCCUGUAUGUUUGGUAAGUUUCCAACGGCUGCCUUCCUCCUCGGCUCUGGAGCACUUUGUCACUUGACUGAUAUAAAUGGUGAUACGGCAUUACAUUGGGCAGCAUACAAGGGUCAUUCCGAUCUCAUUCGACUACUCAUGUAUAGUGGUGUCGACUUGCAGAAGCCUGACUAUUUUGGCUCAACGCCGUUACAUCUAGCUUGUCUCGCAGGACACCUCAGUUGCGUGCGUAUUCUUUGUGAGAAGAGUAAGAUCGAACUUGAACCACGUGAUAAGAAUGGCAAGACGCCUUUACAACUCGCCAAGAGUCAUCGCCAUGGGGAGAUUGUAAGGAUAUUGCAGACAGAGAUGAAGCACAGAGCAAGGUGGAUACCACCAGUCAACGAACUUUGGGCAUUGCUUUUUGGAGGAGCAGGAAAUAGUAAGGGACCUUUGCUACUUUUCAUGAUUUCGGUACUGUUAUGGGGCUAUCCGAUGUACUUAUUGAAAUGCAUUCCCAUAACAUGGGAUUUAUUGCGACGAAGCCAUUAUUGUUUUAUAUACUGGAAUAUUGUUAUGUGGAUUUCUUGGAUAAUAGCGAAUAGAAAAGAUCCCGGUUAUAUCCCGCAAAAUAGCGAUACAUAUUAUCGAGCGAUUAAACAAAUUCCUUAUUUCGAUAAAUGGAAGAAACGCAAUAUUAUAUUGUCUAGACUUUGUCAUAGCUGUAAGUGUUUUAGACCAUUAAGAGCCAAGCAUUGUCGAAUCUGUAAUCGUUGUGUUUCAUAUUUUGAUCAUCAUUGUCCAUUUAUUUAUAAUUGUGUUGGACUUAAAAACAGAAUAUGGUUUUUUAUUUUUGUUAUGUGUAUAGCUACAAACUGUUCAUUUACUUUAUAUUUCGCAUGUUAUUGUAUUGCAAUUGAAGGCAUACAAUUAUUGUAUGUACUGGGUUUAUUGGAAGCAUUAAUUUUUUGUGGAUUAGGUUGGAUACUCACAUGUACUUCGAUUUUACAUGCCUGUAUGAAUUUAACAACAAACGAAAUGUUUAAUUACAAAAGAUAUUCAUAUCUGAGAGAUAAAAAGGGAAGAUAUUGGAACCCUUUCAGUCGAGGACCAAUACUGAAUUUUAUUGAAUUUUUUCUUUAUCCUUCAGAUCAAUAUACUAAUGAUCCUCAACAUUAUCACAAUUUUCAAGAUGAAAUAAUGUAAUAAUAUAAGUUGUUUUAAUUA